AUGGCUUCCGAUAUCAGGCUGGCGUGUCCCUCGAUAUGGGCGCUGCUACUGUUCUGUCUGCGAUCCGCCAGCGCCUUCUACAUACCCGGUACGUCAAAGCACACACUCCCACGUUGACUGCUAUUGCACGCACUGACACGCCCAAGGCUGGUCCAUCAAAUCGUAUGCUGAUGGCGAGCAAAUCCCGCUGUUCGUUAACAAGGUCUACAGCGACAACACCCAGAUCCAAUACGCUUACUCCGAGCUGCCCUUCGUGUGUCCCUCUUCAGGACGAUCACAUCCUGGCACCGGCCUCAUAUCCGGCUCCAGUAUUGCUCUCAACCUUGGUGAGGUCUUGCGAGGCGACAGAAUCACGGUCUCAGACUAUGUGCUCGAGAUGGGCAAGGACGAGGAGGCUCGUUAUCUCUGCAGUCAAAAGGUGGACAAGGCUGGGCUCAAGAAGGCUAUUGAGGUUGUCAAGGGCGGAUAUGUUGCUGAGUGGAUCGUGGACAACCUCCCCGGUGCCACAAGCUUUGUCACAGUUGACAAGAGCAGGAAAUACUACGCUUCCGGAUUCAAGAUGGGCUACGAGGAGAUCUCCCUCAUGACGGGUCAGCCACGGUACUUCCUGAACAACCACGUUACCUUGGUCAUUCGGUACCACAGUGCGCCUGGUAGAGCCGGACAGCAGGGAAAGAAGGUCAUCGUGGGAUUUGAGGUCUACGCCAAGUCCAUCGAGGCCGAGAACCGCGAUGCAUCUGGACUGCCGCCUUCCCUGCACGAUGUUCAAAGCGGGUUGGAGCUGGCUUUCAACCACACCAACGCCAACAUGACCACCCAAGAAGCUUUUGAGCAGCCCACAGCCCUCGAGGCUAUCGAUUCGGCUCCCGAUGAUGCCAUGUUGACCAUCCCGUACACAUACAGCGUCUACUUCCGUGAGGAAGACAAGCUUGAGUGGGCAAAUCGCUGGGAUCUGUACUUUGUCAAUCAGGAGGACAGCAACCAGAUUCACUGGCUCGCGAUCAUCAACUCGCUCGUGAUUUCCGGACUCUUGACCGCUGUCAUUGCGGUCAUUCUGGCUCGCACGAUCCGGGGAGACAUCAAAGGGUACCGUGAGGGUGGCCUGGAAGAGGGAAAGCGUCGAUUCAGCAGACGAAGCAAGAGCAGAGGAAGCAAGUCUCCCCGUAAAGGGAGCGCAGAGCAUGGUGGUUUCCUUGAUAAGGUCGACGGAGAUGCCCAAGCAGAUGACUCCGGGUCGGACGACGAACUGCCGGAGGACAUUACAGGCUGGAAGCUGGUGCACGGCGAUGUAUUUCGACAGCCCGCACAUGGCCUCAUUCUGGCACCUCUCAUCGGAUCUGGAAUGCAGCUGGUCUUCAUGUCCAUUGGGCUUCUGGCACUGUCUUGUCUUGGCUUCCUGAACCCAUCUUUCCGUGGCGGAUUCAUCUCCACUGGAUUCGCCCUCUUCGUCGUGGCAGGCACGUUCUCUGGCUAUUUCUCUGCAAGAGUGUACAAGACGUUCGGCGGAAUGAACUUCAAGCACAACGCCAUUGUCACUGCAACUUUCUUCCCUGGCCUGCUGUUCGUGACGAUCUUCCUGCUCAACCUCUUCGUAUGGGCACAGGCUUCCUCUACUGCGAUCCCGCUCGGCACGCUCUUCGGGCUCCUUGCUCUCUGGCUCUUCAUUCAGCUUCCACUGGUCUACAUUGGUAGCUGGUAUGGCUUCACUCGCGCCGGUGCGUACACCCACCCGAUCAAGGCCACCGCUGUUCCUCGCCAAAUACCACCGCAGGCUUGGUACAGCCGAUCCACCAACGCGAUCCUCAUUGCGGGUCUCAUACAAUUCGCCGUCAUCUUCAUUGAAUUACUAUUUGUGUUUCGCAGUCUGUGGCAAGACAAGAGCGGAUAUUACUACGUCUUUGGCUUUUUGGCCGUCGUUUCGACGAUACUAAUCUUGGCGGUGAUGGAGACUACCAUCAUUGCUGUUUACAUUCAACUUUGUUCAGAGGUAAGCAUUACGAUCGAAUUACAGCAAUGCAUCAAAGACUGACGUGCUUUGUAGAACUACCACUGGUGGUGGCAAUCAUUCUUCGUGGGAGGAUCCUCUUCGAUCUGGAUCUUCCUGUACUGUGUAUAUUACUACGCCAACCACUUGCACAUUACAGGACUCGGCAGCACGAUGCUCUUCUUUGCGUACAGCUUCCUGGCUUGUACCGUUUAUGGCCUGUUGACUGGUACUCUGGGAUUCCUGACGGCCUAUGCUUUUGUGAGAAGGAUAUACAGCGCUAUCAAGGUGGACUGA
Molecule: messenger RNA, 2281 nt
Organism: Lecanosticta acicola
Lineage: Eukaryota; Fungi; Ascomycota; Dothideomycetes; Mycosphaerellales; Mycosphaerellaceae
Source: the annotation of a GenBank genome assembly